This is a messenger RNA of Molossus molossus (Pallas's mastiff bat), 965 nucleotides long. It is a transcript of the gene IFT27, whose product is annotated as intraflagellar transport 27. Gene Ontology annotation, cellular component: Golgi apparatus. The record is from RefSeq and is a predicted model, not a curated record. The coding region runs from base 308 to 868 and encodes 186 amino acids. Gene Ontology annotation, biological process: intraciliary transport. Gene Ontology annotation, molecular function: GTP binding; GTPase activity. The transcript has 7 exons. NCBI's taxonomy places the organism in Eukaryota, Metazoa, Chordata, Mammalia, Chiroptera, Molossidae.
GCGUCUGGCGCGGUGCCUGGGGCGCCAGGGUUGCAGGUCAGCCUGAUGAUCCCCACCUGGCAGUGGCUGGGCGGGGAGCCGGAGCCGUGUCACCUCGCUUGCAUCUUCCAGGCGGCCUACUGAGGCCUUGAGCCGGGCCGCAUCUGGAGCGCCCUGUGCCCCGCCCCCAACCCUAGUGACCGAUACCCGCCCCCAGUGCCGCCCAGAGGGUCCAGUCCCCGUCUGUCCCCGUUUUCCCCGCGGGCACGGGCCCCAACGCCUGUAGCCGCCGCUCUUCCCCUGUGAUCUGUGGAGGUGGUUGGUUACCAUGGUGAAGUUGGCAGCCAAAUGCAUUCUGGCAGGGGACCCCGCAGUGGGCAAGACCGCCCUGGCCCAGAUCUUCCGCAGCGACGGGACCCACUUCCAGAAGAACUACACCCUGACAACAGGGGUAGAUUUGAUAGUGAAGAUGGUGCCAGUCCCUGACACGGGGGACAGUGUGGAGCUCUUCAUUUUUGACUCUGCCGGCAAGGAGCUGUUUUCUGAAAUGCUGGAUACAUUGUGGGAGAGCCCCAACGUCUUGUGUCUCGUCUAUGAUGUGACCAACGAGCAGUCCUUCAGCAACUGCAGUAAGUGGCUGGAGAAGGCACGGUCCCAGGUUCCAGGCACCUCCCUCCCAGGUGUGUUAGUGGGCAACAAGACAGACCUGGCCGGCAGGCGAGCGGUGGACGCGGCUCAGGCCCACGAGUGGGCGCUGGGCCAAGGCCUGGAAUUUUUUGAAACAUCCGUGAAGGACACGAAAAACUACGAAGCCCCCUUCCAGUGCCUGGCCCGGCAGUUCCACCAGCUGUACCGCGAGAAGGUGGAGGUUUUCCACGCGCUGGCGUGAGGGCCUGGGUGCUGCAGGCUGUCUGGCCGUGGGCCCGUCUCCUCGGAAGACGAGAGAAGACGGGAUCACCCGGCGCCUCCAAUCUGUCGUGACAGCU